Messenger RNA from Oryctolagus cuniculus (rabbit), 2282 nucleotides. RefSeq names its product peptidylprolyl isomerase like 2 (gene PPIL2). The record is from RefSeq and is a predicted model, not a curated record. Gene Ontology annotation, molecular function: ubiquitin protein ligase activity; peptidyl-prolyl cis-trans isomerase activity. Gene Ontology annotation, cellular component: catalytic step 2 spliceosome. Gene Ontology annotation, biological process: protein polyubiquitination; protein folding; protein peptidyl-prolyl isomerization. Lineage: Eukaryota; Metazoa; Chordata; Mammalia; Lagomorpha; Leporidae.
GCUUCCGGCGUGGGCCCGCGGAUCCCGGAAGUAGCUGCCCGACUACUCGGCGGCGUCUGUGGGCUCGCGGUUGCUGGCCGUGACUUUUCCGCGCUCGAAGACCCCACCGCCGCGCUCGCCGCCAUGGGGAAACGCCAGCACCAGAAAGACAAGAUGUACAUCACCUGUGCUGAAUACACUCACUUCUAUGGUGGCAAGAAGCCAGAUCUCCCCCAGUCAAAUUUCCGCCGUUUACCCUUCGACCACUGCAGUCUCUCUCUACAGCCCUUCGUCUACCCAGUCUGCACCCCGGAAGGCGUCGUCUUUGACUUACUGAACAUAGUUCCGUGGCUUAAGAAGUACGGGACCAACCCCAGCACUGGAGAGAAACUCGACGGGCGGUCCCUGAUCAAGCUGAACUUCGCCAAGAACAGUGAGGGGAAGUACCACUGCCCGGUGCUGUUUACCGUGUUCACCAACAACACCCACAUCGUGGCUGUCAGGACCACGGGCAACGUCUUCGCCUACGAGGCUGUGGAGCAGCUGAACAUCAAGGCUAAGAACUUCCGGGACCUGCUGACCGACGAGCCCUUCUCCCGGCAGGACAUCAUCACCCUGCAGGACCCCACCAAUCUGGACAAGUUCAACGUCUCCAACUUCUUCCACGUCAAGAAUAACAUAAAGAUAGUAGACCCAGAUGAGGAAAAGGCCAGACAGGACCCGUGUUACUAUUUGAAAAACACCAACGCCGAGACGCGCGAGACGCUGCAGGAGCUGUACAAGGAGUUCAGAGGGGACGAGGUCCUGGCCGCCACCACGAGAGUCCCUGAGAAGCAGAAAGUAGACAAGCUGAAUGCCGCCCACUAUUCCACAGGGAAGGUCAGCGCCUCCUUCACCUCCACCGCCAUGGUUCCCGAAACCACACACGAAGCAGCGGCCAUCGACGAGGACGUGCUGCGCUACCGGUUUGUGAAGAAGAAGGGCUACGUGCGGCUGCACACCAACAAGGGCGACCUCAACCUGGAGCUGCACUGCGACCUGACCCCCAAAACCUGCGAGAACUUCAUCAAGCUGUGCAAGAAGCAGUACUACGACGGCACCAUCUUCCACAGGUCCAUCAGGAACUUCGUGAUCCAAGGGGGCGACCCCACCGGCACGGGCACAGGUGGGGAGUCGUACUGGGGGAAGCCGUUCAAAGACGAGCUCCGGCCCAACCUCUCGCACACCGGCCGCGGCAUCCUCAGCAUGGCCAACUCGGGGCCCAACAGCAACAAGUCGCAGUUCUUCAUCACCUUCCGCUCCUGCGCUUACCUGGACAAGAAGCACACCAUCUUUGGACGGGUGGUCGGCGGCUUCGACACGCUGACGGCCAUGGAGAACGUGGAGAGCGACCCCAAAACUGACCGCCCCAAGGAGGAUGUGCGCAUCGAAGCCGCCACUGUGUUCGUGGACCCCUAUGAGGAGGCUGACGCCCAGAUCGCUGAGGAGCGGAAGAAGACCCAGCUGGAGGCAGCCCCGGAGGCACCGGCCAAGGCCCCCCAGCCCCAGGCGGGGAGCCAGGGCCCCCAGACCUACCGCCAGGGGGUCGGCAAGUACAUCAACCCGGCUGCCACGAAACGGGCGGCGGAGGAGGAGCCGGCAGCCAGCGCCGCCGCGCCCGUGCCCAAGAAGCAGGCGGGCCGUGGUGGCUUCGGGGACUUCAGCUCCUGGUAGGGACGCCGGGCUGGGGCCCCCACUGCCGAGGCUCGGGGAUGGCCAGUAUCCCCCUCAUCCUGCCGGUGGGCACCGCCCAGGAACCCGGGCGCCUGGGGGCCAGGAGCGGCGCAGGACUCCAGCCCAGGACGGGGCCGGCCCCCACCCCCUGCUCUUCUGUUAAAUCUUCGGCACGCUCUGGCACCUGCCUCGUUCCUUCGUUCCUGCCCCGUAGCCCGCACCGUCCCGCCCCCUGUUCGGCCAAGUGCCUUGACGUGGGCCGCCCGCCCGCCCUUCCGAAGCCAGCAGUGGCCCUGGCCCGGGGUAGAGAGGGGGCGGACACAAACUCGCGGUCCCUCCCCCUGCUCCGGGCAGCACCGUGGGGGGACAGUACUGUCACAGCGAGACCAGGGACAGCAGAAGCAGCUUUAUUCUGAAACCUCACACAGACACAGGACGGGGAAGCCGGGCGCUCCGCUGGGCCCGCGCCCGGGGCGGCUCGGCGCCUCUCGGCGGGGCUGAGAGCGCAGUUUUCUAGAAUACUCAAGCCACCUGGGUUUUGUAAUGACCCGAUGAGGUCUUCAGGUCAAAUAAAGUACUUUUUGGAAAAA